AGCUCCUUCUUUCUUUCAUCAUUUACACCAACAAUGGAAGGUAGUGCUUUAAAGGUUUUUCCCCGACAGAAGCAACCCCUCUUUGUGUCUUGGGUUUACAGGAUUCCAGCUCUUUUCUACGAGAGAGAAAGUAAAACUCUUCUAGCCUUUGCAGAGCAGAGGAGGACUGAAAACGACGCCAGCUCUGUUAAUCUAGUCAUGAAGACAGGAGAAGUGAAAAUGGAGGUCCCCUCUAAGCUGAAGACAAUUAAGUGGUCAGAGCUCAAAGCAGUGGAGGAGGCACAUAUUCCAGGAUACCGUCCCAUGAACCCCUGUCCUCUGUACGAUGAAAAAAGGAAAACCCUCUUCCUCUUCUUCAUCUGUGUCGAAGGCACCGUCUCAGAAAAAAAGCAGAUACAAAAUUACACUAACGCAGCCCGUCUCUGCUACAUCACAAGCAAGAAUCUUGGACAAAGUUGGAGUGGCGUGACUGAUCUGACGGACAAACUGGAUGAAAUCAAAGGCUGGGCCACAUUUGCCGUCGGACCAGGUCACGGUCUUCAAACAAAGAGCGGUAGAUUGAUUGUCCCAGUUUAUGCAUAUGUUUCAUGCAGUAGCUCAAGCUGUCUAUGCUGUUUCAAAUGUUGUCAAGUCACUCCAUACAGCCUCGCCCUGUAUAGCGAUGAUCAUGGUGAUAAAUGGCAGUUUGGAGAAAUGCUGCAGAAUGAGUCAGUUGAAUGUGAGAUGGCAGAGUAUUUCGAUGAUAAAGAAAACAGCAUCAUCUACUGUAAUGCUCGUAGUAAGAAAGAAAUUCGAGAGGAAGCUGUCAGUAGUGAUGAGAAAUUGAGUUUCAAGCCAAGCAGUGCAAUGAAGCUUGUGGAGACAGGUACAGGCUGUCAGGGAAGUGUGGUCUCCUUUCCAGCUCAAAGUGGGGACGAGGGUCAGAGCCAGAAUGCAACAAACAAGUGGCUGCUUUUCACCCACCCGACGACGUCCAAACGCACAGAUUUAGGGGUUUAUUUAAAUGAAUCUCCACAGGAUCCCAACGCAUGGAGUAAACCCUGGAUCAUUAACAAGGGACCCAGCGCUUACUCAGACCUGGCUUACAUUGAUGACGGAUGGUUUGCUUGUCUGAUGGAGCGUGGGGAGAUCAGUGAGAUUGAGCAGAUAGCCUGCAAGGUUUUCAGCUACCAGGAAGUCAAGCAGGGAAUCACAGAGUAGAAAAUCACUCACUGCUCAUAACAAUAAGUAAGUCAAUUGGCGCCAUACAAAUAACGAUCGAUUGCUAUUGGUUGAUUGACUGCUUUUAUCUGGUGUGAAGCCUUAUCUUCAACAUAUUUUGUAUUCAUUGUGAAAGGCUAUUUUCUCAAAAAUUAUACGGCUCUACUUGAUGCUUCUCUGUUUUGUUAAUCUUCUUCUCUUUGUCAUAUUCACUGAUUUUUUGUUCAAACUCUCAAGUCUAAGAUUAUCUUCUCGUCUGACCAUGAAGGUUAUAUAAGAAGAUUUGUUAAAGUUGUGAUGAUGUGAUUUAAAUUGCGGAUGUGUAAUUCAAAAGAUGCUCUGUGUCUGAUCAGUAUAAUAAAUGAAAUGACUGUUAUUAAGUAAUAAAAGGUUAAAAUAA
Molecule: messenger RNA, 1600 nt
Organism: Labrus bergylta (ballan wrasse)
Lineage: Eukaryota; Metazoa; Chordata; Actinopteri; Labriformes; Labridae
Source: RefSeq, a predicted model, not a curated record